Cetraspora pellucida is the source of this 609-nucleotide messenger RNA. The record is from the annotation of a GenBank genome assembly. Lineage: Eukaryota; Fungi; Glomeromycota; Glomeromycetes; Diversisporales; Gigasporaceae.
AUGAAUAUUGAAACUACUCUAACCGCUUGGUUUAAAGCCAAUCAGAAAUAUUCAGAAGCUCACACACUUACUUAUGGAAACUUUUUUUAUUGUUGGGUAUAUAACAAAUGGCAUAAAGAAUGGAAGCCAAAGAAAAAAGGACACACUAUUGGGCAGAUGUAUUUUGUACAUCCCAAAGCAGGUGAACAUUAUUAUCUUCGCAUGCUUUUAACUGUAGUAUAUGGUGCAAUAUCCUUUGAAGAUCUUCAUAUGAUUAAUAAUGUUCAUUAUCCUACAUUUAAAGAUGUCUGUAAAGCUUUAGAAGCAAGCCAGUUGCAAUUAGGAUCUCAGAUGCAUUAUUUAUUUGCCACUAUUCUUAUGUUUUGUUAUCCUACUAAUCCAGAAUUGCUUUGGCAAAAAUACAUCAUUGCAUUUAGUGAUGAUAUAAUGUUCCAAGCCCGUAUAGAUGCCAAAAAAAAUCAUACUAUCUGUAUUAGUAAUGACAAUAUAUACAAUAUAGCAUUACAUCAAUUAGAACAUAUUUUAGUCCAAAAUGGAACAAGCCUUAAAAAUUUUCCUAAUAUGCCUAUUCCAGCAUCAUUACCUGAAGAUUUAUUGCGCCAUAACUGA